CACCUGGGGCCGUAGUCCGGCUCUCCAACCGUGCCCCGGCCAGUUUCCCGUCUCGCGUGCUGCCGCGUCCUCUCCAUGGCCAAGCCCAGCCCGAGCCCCAUCUCCUCGGGGGAGCUGCGCGGCCCGCGGACCUGCGACUGCGAGCUGGCCCUGCUGCCGCUGAGCCAGCUGCUGCCGCUGCAGCCCGACUGCUUCCAGCUGCGCGGGGACCAGCUGGCCGUGCUCCGCCCGCCGCGCUACCGGCCCGCCGGCGGCUUCACCGUGCUCAGCGAUGGCGCCCUGCACCACAACGGGCAGCGCCACUGCCGCCUCACCGGCCACUUCAAGAGGGAUGUAGAACUCACCAGCCAUCGUGAUUAUAAAGACUACAGAGAAACUAUACUAACCAGACCACUAGUAUUCUUCACAAAUGUCAGAACAAAAAAUUAUUCCUCAAAAGUUUCAGAAAAAACAUACGCACUUAUCGUGAACACGCGACAUCCUAAGAUGAGAAGACAGAUAGAGCAUGGUAUGAACACAGUAAUAUCCUCAGUGUUCGGAGAAAGUUACAAACUGCGGUUUGAUUUCCAAGAAGUUGUCAAGAAUUUUUUCCCUCCAGGAAGCCAUUUAGUUACCGGAGAAGACUUGAGCUUUUCCUAUGAGUUCAAAUCUGAUGCCCUGUUUGAUUUCUUCUAUUGGUUUGGGAUCAGCAAAAACACAGUUGCAGUGACUGGGAAAGUUUUGAAUUUGUCCAAUACCACUCCAGAAAAGAAAGAAAUAAGCACUAUGUUUCUAGAAAAAAUGGGUGAACCUUAUGUCCGUUUGAACAGUUUUUCAGACAGAAAAUUCAGUGCUACCUCAAGAGAUUCAAUAGAUGGUUUUAACUGCAGUCUGACACCACAGCCAUCUUUAACAAAUCCUCCUGUGAGAGUAUGUUGA
Molecule: messenger RNA, 918 nt
Organism: Emys orbicularis (European pond turtle)
Lineage: Eukaryota; Metazoa; Chordata; Testudines; Emydidae
Gene: MEDAG
Product: mesenteric estrogen dependent adipogenesis
Exons: 5
Coding region: 76-918 (280 amino acids)
Cellular component (GO): cytoplasm
Source: RefSeq, a predicted model, not a curated record